UGACUGCCGUACCCCGCUGUGAGUGACAGAUUUACUAAUGUGCGUGGAAUUUGACACACACGUGUCAAUAUUGUCGUCACACAGCUUCGUGGGUGAGUACAAAACGGUAGCACCGGAUGCGUUCGUCAGGUAAUUGUAAUGGGUAAUCACUGAUGAAAAAAUGGGCAUUGGAAAGAGUCAAUUUAGUGAGGAGGAACUCCAGGAUUAUCAGGACUUGACUUACUUCACGAAGAAGGAGGUGAUGUUUGCCCACCAAAAAUUCAAGGCUCUUGCCCCAGAGAAAGUUGGCCACAACCGAAAUGCUAAACUUCCCAUGGCAAAGAUACUACAGUAUCCUGAGCUGAGAGUCAAUCCGUUUGGAGACCGAAUCUGCAAAGUUUUCAGCUCCAGCCAAGAUGGAGAUUGUACCUUUGAAGACUUUCUUGAUAUGAUGUCUGUGUUCAGCGACGCUGCCCCUAAAGCUGUAAAAGCUGAGCAUGCAUUUCGAAUAUUUGAUUUUGACGGAGAUGAUAUGCUGGGUGUUGGGGAUCUUAGGCAAGUUGUGGAUAGACUGACCACCCCUCAGCGGUUGAACGAAGCUGAUAUGCAGCAACUUUUGCAAUGCCUGCUGGAAGAAGCUGACUUGGACGAUGACGGAGCAUUGAGCUUUGCUGAGUUUGAGCAUAUUAUUGAAAAAAGCAGCGAUUUCUCAAAGUCAUUCCGCAUACGUUUAUAAUAAAUGCAAACAACAAACACCUGAGAAGCAAACGCCCACUAGUCAACACAAGACUGAGAAACGCACUGAAAAUCGAUGAUACUCUUUUCGUCAGCGCUCAAAGGCCUAAGCCCUCCGCCCUCGUUUCGUUUACUAAUUUGGUGUUAACAACUUGGAAAAUUUUCUUUUUUAAUUAAGCCCUGACCUUGCAUUUUUUACUCUAAUGCACUCACAGGUAAAAUCGUUGCAUCUUCGGAACAUUUCAGCUUAAGGUGUACAGGAAAAUUCUGAGAGAAAAAUAUGCAUUAUUUUUAUCAAUUGCAGAAGAAAUGGCAUCGUCAAUUCUCCGAAAGGAUGCCAAUUAGUCAAUUGAGAUUUUUCGUUAUUGUCAUGUUUUUAGUACAAUUUCGUUACAGAUGUUAGUUUAGUAUUUUGUACUCCAGUAAGCAUUUACAAUUAUACAUGUAGUUCCAUAUGAGUAUGUAUGUAUUUGGAGUUAGGAUUAGUCAAAUCUUGACACAGAUCUCAAUUUUUAUUGAUAGACUAUUAAUUCAUUGACUAUUUAUCUUGAAAAAGUAUGAUCAGUUUUAUACAAUUAUACAAGUGCACAAAAUUUUUAUUCAAGUUGCCAAAUACCCAGAUUUACGAAUCUGAGAGUUAGAGUAAUAUUUUAAGCAUAGAUAAUU
This is a messenger RNA of Diprion similis, 1380 nucleotides long. RefSeq names its product calcium and integrin-binding protein 1-like. Gene Ontology annotation, molecular function: calcium ion binding. The record is from RefSeq and is a predicted model, not a curated record. The coding region runs from base 161 to 715 and encodes 184 amino acids. Lineage: Eukaryota; Metazoa; Arthropoda; Insecta; Hymenoptera; Diprionidae. The transcript is spliced from 5 exons.